AUGACAUUUAUAGUCACGUUGGCUCAUUUCUGCGAGGUUCAUGGUCCUUCUAUGGUAAUGUGCACCCAGGCUGUGGGGCCUGGUGAGUUGUUGUCGAAGUACUAUGGAUCUGGAAUUCCCGAUUCACAACUAUGCGAGUCGUGUAGGUUGAAGAUACCCAAGCAGUCCACUGAAGAAAUGCCCGAUCCAUCCACCGUUGAAACUAAAUCUAAGGUUAACGACUCCAUGUACAUUUCAACACAAUUUCCGACAUCUCAGCACCGAUACUCGUCGCUUCGACAUAUUAUAAUGAGGGUGUUCACUAUAGAGAUAUCCUCUAGCACAAAUCAACCCCUCAUCUUUGGAGAUGCCAGGGCCGGUUAUUCUAUGGCAUUGUUAUUUAAGAUAUUUGAUAGUACGGCACGUGGUUCUGAAAGAAAGUACAGCAUUAUUGUGACUUCGGAUAAAGAAGACGAUAUUUUUGCUAACUAUUCACUCAUUCUCUUGAACCUUUCCAAGACUGUUGAGUACAUCAUUUCAAAAUCUAUGCAGGUAAUGGAAAAGGCCGGAAAAAAUAAUGAUAAUAACGAUGUCUAUCUUAGAAGGUCGGCUGGAGUGCCGAAAACCAAGAGUUUGGUCACCAUAAUGGACGACGAAAGCUUCUUCGUUAGGCUUCAUCUACUAGCGUCUUCAUUACUCGAGGAGUUACGAUGCUAG
Brettanomyces nanus is the source of this 696-nucleotide messenger RNA. RefSeq lists its product as uncharacterized. Gene Ontology annotation, cellular component: cytosol. The transcript has a single exon. Lineage: Eukaryota; Fungi; Ascomycota; Pichiomycetes; Pichiales; Pichiaceae. Gene Ontology annotation, molecular function: GTPase activator activity. Gene Ontology annotation, biological process: positive regulation of GTPase activity; positive regulation of TORC1 signaling. The coding region runs from base 1 to 696 and encodes 231 amino acids. The record is from RefSeq and is a predicted model, not a curated record.